GACCGGAAGUCACAGUUGCCAGGAGGCAGUAGUCGGGAAGUUUGUGGAUCUGUUAAAUAUGUUGGGCGACGCUUCAGGUUCGGCGGUGGACAAUAUUGUCACCGAGUUCGACACUUACGAGGAUUUCUUGGACUCGCAGAUCACGUCUCAGGAUCUGUUCUAUUUAGAGGAUGAGGAGCUGGCUCGGCAGCUGGUGGAGCUGGGGUACAGGGGAACUGGAGAGGUGCUGAAAAGAGAAGAGUUUGAAAUGAGGAAGACAGCUGCUGAAGCUUCAAGAAUUGCUAAGAGUAGCCAAAAAAAAAUAUUGGCAAGUGCAGGAAAAGAGCUGAAGGAUAAUUUCCUGAUAGAACUGGCACAGAGAGAGGAACCCAACCGUGUCGGGAAAAUGACUUCCGUCAUUUUUAUCCGUGACUACAACUCUCGUGGGCAAGAGAUUUCUGGGUAUAUUGAUUUCGCACACAGACUCAAGACAGAAGACUUUGAAAUUUACUUCAGUGGAAAGAAGAGGCUGUUGCCAAGGAUAACUGACCUAAGCUUCUAUAACUGGGAUUCACACUUGAGUGCAACCAACGCCAGCCUACAUUAUGAGGUCACUGCAAAGAAUGUCUCUGGACUCGUUUUCAAGUCCAAGAGAGACAGAAACAUGUUAAGUGUCGAUCCAAAGAACCUUCCUUCUGAUACAGUCAAACGGACUGUGGUUAAGACCGAUCUUUAUGCCCAAGCUGUCAUUUUUGAUCACUUGAUACGAAGAAAGACUUUGGCAUAAAGGAACUAAGGAAGAUCGGGUCAACAAUUUUUACAUCAAGAAAUUGGCUGAUGAAUUAGCUUGACUGGCUUUGUGUAACUGCUAAAAAAAUAAAAACAGUAACCUGGAA
This is a messenger RNA of Callorhinchus milii (elephant shark), 875 nucleotides long. RefSeq names its product cilia and flagella associated protein 299 (gene cfap299). Bases 59 to 766 code for a protein of 235 amino acids. NCBI's taxonomy places the organism in Eukaryota, Metazoa, Chordata, Chondrichthyes, Chimaeriformes, Callorhinchidae. The transcript is spliced from 6 exons. The record is from RefSeq and is a predicted model, not a curated record.